AUGCAAAAUUGCAAUUCUGUUUCUACGCCAUUGGAUGUAAAUCAAAAACUAACGAAGGAUAUGUGUUCAUCAAAGGAGAGUGAAACUUGUAACGUGCCGUAUCAAGAAGCUGUAGGAAGUUUGACAUAUGCUGCACAAGUCUGUCGUCCAGAUAUAUCAUACGCAAUGGGGGUUUUGUCAAGAUAUAACAAUAAUCAUGGAAAACCACACUGGGAAGCAGUUAAACAUGUAAUGAGAUACCUUAAAGGCACAGUGGAUUAUAAGCUUCAAUUUUCAAAAGACAAUAAUGAGUAUCUACAAGGAUUUUCUGAUGCAGAUUGGGCAGGUGACCUUGAUGAAAGGAAGUCUACUUCAGGAUACGUUUUCAUGUUUCAAAUUGGGAGUAUUUCCUGGAAUUCAAAGAAACAGUCAACCACUGCCUUAUCAACAACUGAAGCAGAAUAUAUGGCAGUAUCAGCAUCUGCACAAGAAGCAUUAUGGUUGGGAUCCUUGUUCAAAGAAUUGGGAAAUUCUUCUUUUAUCAAAAUUAAAUGUGACAACCAAAGUGCGAUAAAUUUGACCAAUAAUAGCACAUACCAUGCACGAUCAAAACAUAUUGAUAUAAGACACCAUUUCGUGAGGGAACUAGUCGAAGAUAAAAAAAUAGCUAUCGAAUACAUAAACACUAAUGAUAUGGUCGCCGAUGUCCUUACGAAACCUUUAUCAAGAAUAAGACACUUACAAUGCUGUGAGCUGAUGGGAUUAGGAGUUCAAUCUAGUGGGGGUGUUGAAGAAAGAGAAUGA
Molecule: messenger RNA, 783 nt
Organism: Stomoxys calcitrans (stable fly)
Lineage: Eukaryota; Metazoa; Arthropoda; Insecta; Diptera; Muscidae
Exons: 1
Coding region: 1-783 (260 amino acids)
Source: RefSeq, a predicted model, not a curated record